Molecule: messenger RNA, 1129 nt
Organism: Elaeis guineensis (African oil palm)
Lineage: Eukaryota; Viridiplantae; Streptophyta; Magnoliopsida; Arecales; Arecaceae
Source: RefSeq, a predicted model, not a curated record
CGCCGCCGAAUUCCUCUUCAACGGCAUGAUCUGCACCCCCAAUCGCAUCACCUUCAAUACCCUCAUCGACGGCUACUGUCGCAAGGGUCUCAUGUCCCGUGCGAUAUCCACCGUCGACCGAAUGGUCCUCACCCCGGACUGCUCUCCGGACACGAUCACCUUUACCACUCUGAUCAACGGCUAUUGUAAGCUCGGAGAUCUGGAAAGGGCCCAGCGGUUCAUGGACGAGAUGAUACACCGGUGGAAAUUGGAACCCAACAUCAUGACCUAUAAUUCUAUCAUCAACGGCCUAUGUUCCUCGGGCCGGAUCGAUGAAGCGACGGCCAUGAUGACCCGGAUGCGGCUUGAUGGGGUCAGGGAUGACGUCGCCACUCAUACGUGUCUCCUGAAAGGGUUGUGCAUCCUGGGGCGGCCCGAGUGCGCCGCGAGGCAUCUUACCUCUAUGCCCAAGGUGGGAAUAGAUCCGGACGCGGGAGCAUACGGCGUGGUCAUCAACGAGUGGUGCAAAAGGGACAGGGUCGAGGAGGCGUUAGGGAUUGUAGAAGAGAUGAGUGGCAAAAAUGUCAUUCCGCAUAUUUCCAGUGUCAACGCCCUCCUACGGUCGUUGUCGGAGAGGGGGGAUAUGGGAAGGGCGGUAAAACUUUUGAGGGAUAUUCCGGGAAUGGGAUGCGCUCCUAAUUUUAUGUCUUAUAGCACGGUGAUCUCCAGGCUUUGUGAGUGCGGGGGCAGAAUGGGAACGGUGGAGAAACUUGUGGUGGAGAUGAUGAGGAAGGGGCAACGGCCGGAUCGGACGAUGUAUAGUUUGAUGGUGGAGGGGUAUUGUGGGGAUGGGGAGAUUGAGAUGGCUGUGAGCGUAUUUCGGGACAUGAUGGAGAAGGGUUUUGUGAUUACGUUGCUUGGAUUUGAGGCUUUGGUCAAGGGGUUGGAUGGGAGUGGGAGGGAAGGUGAGGCCGAGAUGUUGUUUGAAGAAAUGCGGAAGAGAUGGGAUGGGGUGGUGCUAGAUUUUGAGAGCUAUAAGAAGAUUUUGUACAACCAUCUACGCCAAUGAUUGAGACAUUUUAUUUGCUUUAAAUGAUGACGCCAAUGAUUGAGACAUUUUAUUUGCAUUAAAUGAUGCUAAUGUUGCACA